Molecule: messenger RNA, 1852 nt
Organism: Protobothrops mucrosquamatus (brown spotted pit viper)
Lineage: Eukaryota; Metazoa; Chordata; Lepidosauria; Squamata; Viperidae
Gene: NCOA4
Product: nuclear receptor coactivator 4
Exons: 10
Coding region: 68-1852 (594 amino acids)
Biological process (GO): intracellular iron ion homeostasis; response to hormone
Molecular function (GO): transcription coactivator activity
Source: RefSeq, a predicted model, not a curated record
GCCUCUUUCCUUUUCCGGAGCCUCGGAGGGUCGUAACUCUGAUCGCCGCUCGACAGAAUUGUCUAGGAUGAUCCCCUUCCAAGAGAGAAACGGGAGCCCUGGCAACAAAGAAUAUAUGGAUAUGUGCCUGCAAGCCAAAAAAGACCUGGAAGUGGCGAUUGCUGAAAUUGUCCAAGCCGAACAGCAAGUCAAAGACAACUGGAAAGAGGUGAAGGCUCAGGUUCACAGCUGCAUCAGUCGCCACCUGGAAAGCCUGCGAAGCCGCGAAGUUUGCUUGCUGGAACAGGUCGACCUCAUCCAGCAGCUGAAGGAAGAGACUUUACAGCAACAAGCACAGCAGCUCUGUUGGUUGUUGGGACAAUUCAGCUGCCUCAUCCGCCAGCUGGAGCAACCUCAAAGCGGCGGUGACCUUACAAAUCAGAUUUCGGCAUGCUUUGAGAGUCUUGGCAGUUUGACUCUCCAGCCUGAAGAAACGUCCAUCCUGAAUUUUGAGGCUGACGUGGCAUUUCUUCGCCAGGCAAUCACCUCCUUUGGCUCCAUUAGAACAAUGCAAACUUCCGAUAAAGAGGAUUACGCCCCUUGGAUCUCUGUGCAGAACUGUCCCGUGAUGGCUAGUUUGGAAAAGCCCAAACCUUUCCGUGGAGUGCUGGGCUGCCCUCUCUCCGACUGGCUUCUUGGAACCAAAUCCGAUGGCGUGCGCUAUACCCCUUAUGUUCCUAGCUACAAGCAGGAGGACUGGCUCUUGAAAACCCAUGCUGGGGAGGCCAAUCAGGAUUUAAAGCCUCCAGAAGUGUGUUAUUUGGAGAAAGCAUGGGGGAACCUGAGAAGCUUGGAGAACUGGCUUUUGCAGAACCAGCAGCGGGACCUCCCGGAGAGGGCGGACCUCCGCCGACGGAAGAGCUCCACUUCCACCAUCGCUUCCACCUUGUCCAUCGAGAAGAUCGACGAGCUGGAGUUCUUCGAGCAAGACGACGCCGAUCUUUCCGAAUGGCUUCUGGUGUCUUCCGAGCCCGAGAACAGGAACGCCUCCGAUGAGAAGUGGAGUUGGGUUUUUAAGCCUUUCCGGGAAGAUUAUAACCCCAACGAUUGGCUGUCUAAACCUGAUUCUUGCAAUCACUGUUGCGGCGGCCAAGCCAGCGGCGUGGAGAUAGAAAACCUGGGCAAUCUCAAAUGCCUUAGCGAGCACCUUGAGGUGAGGAAGCCGCUGAACGCCGACAGCUGGCUGCUGCCACCCGCUUUCAACGUGGAGGAUCUAUGCAGAGCCAACGAGCCGUGCUCCAGCUUCUCCGAGUGCGUGUGUGACCAGAACUGUGAAAAGGAAGCCCUGUGCAAAUGGCUUCUGAGGAAAGAAGGCAAGGAUAAGAACGGCAUGCCGAUUGGGGAGGUCUCGGAACCCGAGGAACGUCAGCCCAUGGGGAACAUCUGGCUCCAUCCUUCUCGGCCGGCGGAGGCGGAUUGGGCUAGCUCUGCUGUAAAGCAGGACGUUGUCCGGGAGGGGGCAGAACCUCUGAAAGAAUUGCUGGAAAGCUCGUUGUCCUCUUGGCUAGCCAAGCGAGAAGUCAACGCUUCCCACGGUGGCGAAGAGAAGGCCAUCCGAGAGGAGGCCGAAGUAAGCCAUAAGGGGACCCUCCUGGAGCUGCUCGCGCCCUUCCACCUCCCUUUCAACAUAAACAGCUGGAUCUUGUCGUCAAAGAGCGCAGACAUCUCCAGCCAGCCUCUCGUAGAAGAUAAAUGGCUACUACGGAAGAAAGCAUACGAGAGUGGCCUUCCCGCCGUUUGUGACCUCUUUGCCUGUAUGAAUCUGAGUGGAGAUAAAGAAAAGUGGCUGUACCAGACGCCUUUACAGAUGUGA